Messenger RNA from Malus domestica (apple), 522 nucleotides. RefSeq lists its product as uncharacterized. The record is from RefSeq and is a predicted model, not a curated record. Lineage: Eukaryota; Viridiplantae; Streptophyta; Magnoliopsida; Rosales; Rosaceae.
AUGAAGGAGGAUGAGGAUGAUAACCAUAGAAAGCAGAUGGCCUCACAUUCUCGCCGUGUCAUGGAAGUUGUGGGUUUUCUUCCUGAGCAAAAAGUUACUACUGCCUUACGGAUGCUUGCAUAUGGAGUAUCUGUAGAUCAAGUGGAUAAGAUAAUGAGGAUGGAAAAAUCAACUGUUCUGGAGUCCCUGAUGCAGUUUUGCUCCGCAAUCAAAGCCCUCUAUAUGAAGGAGUACCUCCAUAAACAGACACUUAGGGAUUUGCAAAGGCUACUAAGGAAGGGAGCUAAAAAUGACCUAAAUGUCCUUGCCCAAUCUCCAGUCUUCGACGAAGUGCUGUCAGCUGCCAGAAUGUUUGAUGUCGAGGCACUUCGAUCCAUUAUGAUGACGUGUAUCGUUCUCCACAACAUGAUUGUGGAAGAUGAUUAUGAUUAUGAUGCCGUCGACGGAUACGAAUCGGACACAAUGAACAAAUCAAGAACGCGUAUCUAUUGUGCUCAUGACGGCACCGAAGAUCCUGUGUAA